Molecule: messenger RNA, 279 nt
Organism: Acanthisitta chloris (rifleman)
Lineage: Eukaryota; Metazoa; Chordata; Aves; Passeriformes; Acanthisittidae
Gene: S100B
Product: S100 calcium binding protein B
Exons: 2
Coding region: 1-279 (92 amino acids)
Biological process (GO): positive regulation of cell population proliferation; positive regulation of canonical NF-kappaB signal transduction
Cellular component (GO): cytoplasm; nucleus
Molecular function (GO): zinc ion binding; S100 protein binding; calcium ion binding
Source: RefSeq, a predicted model, not a curated record
AUGUCUGAGCUGGAGAAGGCCAUGAUCACCAUCAUUGAUGCCUUCCACCAGUACUCUGGGAAGGAGGGAGACAAGCACAAGUUGAAGAAAUCGGAACUGAAGGAGCUCAUUAACAAUGAGCUGACACAUUUCCUUGGUGAGAUCAAAGACCAGGAGACUGUGGACAAAGUCAUGGAGGCACUGGACAGUGAUGGGGAUGCUGAGUGCGACUUCCAGGAGUUUGUAGCCUUCAUUGCAAUGGUCACUGCUGCUUGCCACGAAUUCUUUGAGCAUGAGUGA